AUGGCUGCAGUUGCAAAUUCCGCAGAUCAAGCAGUUGAAUUGCUGCAGAAGUUCACGUUAGAACCUAAGCCCAAGUCCAUGGAAAUCCCUGAGCCGACCAAGAAGGCUACAGGUAAUCAGUAUGGAUCAGUUGAUAAUGGAAAUGCUCAGAUCCCAUCAUAUGAAAGGUCCCUAACCCCUGUGUUGCCGGAAUUUAUGGAUCCUGCCAUGUGCUAUCUCCCAAAUGGCUACCCAUCUACCACCUUUUAUUAUGGUGGUUAUGAAGGGACUGGUAAUUUUGAGUGGGAAGAUUUUUCUCGAUACAUGAGUCCUGAUGGAGUUGAUUUGACUUCUGGAGUCUAUGGGGAUAAUGGUUCUCUGGUUUAUCACCACGGAUAUGGAUAUGCUCCCUACGCCCCCUACUCUCCUGCUGGUUCUCCAGUCCCAACCAUGGGAAAUGACGGUCAGUUGUAUGGGCCUCAACACUAUCAGUAUCCCCCUUAUUUUCAACCCUUGACACCAACCAGCGGGCCAUUCACACCUACUCCUGCUGUCCAUACCCAGGGUGAAAUUUCCACCUCUGUAGCUGCUGAUCAGAAGCCUCUCUCUCUGGAUACUUCAAAUGGGAAUUCCAAUGUUGUUUCUAAUGGUGUAGGUGCUAAAGGUCGCACUACUACUUCUGCUUAUCAGGAUCCCAGAUUUGGUUUUGACGGAGCUCGCUCACCUGUCCCAUGGCUAGAUGCCCCAAUAUUUUCAGAUGGGCAGCCAAGACCUGUAACUAGUACUGCAAUCUCUUCCUCAAUAUCAAGUGGCAACAAUGGUACUGCUUCAAGGAACCAAACUUACCGCCCCAAUUCUCAAUAUAUGGGCUUGCACCAUCCUAGACCAAUGCCUGCCAUGGGAGCCAACCCUGGGUUCAUGAGUAGAAUGUACCCAAACAAGUUAUAUGGGCAGUAUGGCAACGCAGUUAGAUCAGGUAUGGGUUAUGGAGCACAUGGGUAUGAUUCUCGUACAAAUGGGCGUGCUUGGCUUGCUGUUGACAAUAAAUACAAAACAAGAGGAAGAAAUGGUGGUUACUUUGGAUAUGGCAAUGAGAACACCGAUGGUUUGAAUGAACUGAACAGGGGACCUAGGGCCAAGGGUGGUAAGAACCAAAAGGUUUUUGUACCAACUGUUCUUGCUGUGAAAGGGCAGAAUUUGCCACUUAGUGCUGAUGAAGAGAAAGAGAAGGCUUCUAAUAUUCCAGACCGUGAGCAAUACAACAAGGCUGAUUUUCCAGAAGAGUACACUGUUGCUAAAUUUUUUGUCAUCAAGUCUUAUAGUGAGGAUGACAUUCACAAAAGCAUCAAGUAUAAUGUAUGGGCCAGCACACAAAAUGGCAACAAGAAGCUUGAUGGUGCCUACCAAGAGGCCCAGCAGAAACCUGGUGGCUGCCCUAUAUUCCUUUUGUUCUCAGUUAAUACUAGUGGGCAGUUUGUUGGGCUGGCUGAGAUGAUUGGUCCUGUUGAUUUUAACAAAAGUUUGGAGUACUGGCAGCAAGACAAGUGGAAUGGUUGUUUUCCUUUGAAGUGGCACAUUGUUAAGGAUGUUCCCAACAAUGUGCUGAGGCACAUUACAUUGCAGAACAAUGAAAACAAGCCUGUCACAAACAGUAGGGAUACACAGGAGGUAUUGUUGGAGCCUGGUCUGAAGUUGAUCAAGCUUUUUAAGGAAUACUCUAGCAAGACGUGCAUUCUGGAUGAUUUUGGGUUCUAUGAGGGUCGUCAGAAGACUAUUUUGGAGAAGAAAGCAAAGCAGCAAUUCCCAAAGCAGGUUUGGGAAGGGAAGGCAACUGAGGAAAAGAUAGAGGUGAAUGGGGAAAUAAAUACUCAAAAAUCUGAAGUCACCUCUGAGUUGCUCAAGGAGUCUACCCUAGCUGUGAAGGACACUGAUAACCACACACUUUCUGAGAAUGGUGCUGUUGCAAAAAUUGGUGAUGCCCCAAAGGGUGCUAAGCCAGUUGUAUCUGAGAGUAAAAUUGUACCUAAUGGGGUUGCUAAUGGUUGCUAA
Vicia faba (fava bean) is the source of this 2028-nucleotide messenger RNA. The record is from the annotation of a GenBank genome assembly. Lineage: Eukaryota; Viridiplantae; Streptophyta; Magnoliopsida; Fabales; Fabaceae.